GCUCAAUCAGGUCCAAUUUGAAAUCUGAUCCGUGUCUCAGACUGUGGCCUAUUUCUCCUUCAGUGUUGAGCUGGGGCUAAGAAGGCUUGCAUAUAUUUGCCAUCACAUCGCUUUCCGUAGAGAAUAUGGGAAGCGAAUCCGAUGGCAGAGGCGAGCGACAAGAGUCCAGCGCACCUCCCACGGUCUCGACAUCAGGCCAAGCGUUCAAUCCACCUAAAAUCCAACAGCCUACGCCACAGGCACUGCCCAAUAGAUCCGGUCCCUCCGCUAUACUUGUCUCUACACGACAGAAAGGAAAUCCGAUCUUGAACCAUAUCAAGAUCGUACCUUGGGAAUAUGCGGAUAUUCCGGCCGACUACGUGAUCGGCAACACCACCUGCGCGCUGUUCUUGUCGCUCAAGUACCACCGCUUACAUCCUGAAUACAUCUACUCGCGCAUACGGCAGCUAGCGGGAAAGUAUCUACUGCGCAUUGUCCUAGUGAUGGUGGAUAUAGCAAAUCAUGAAGAUAGCCUUCGAGAACUGUCUAAGACGUCUCUCAUCAAUAACCUUACAUUGAUGCUGUGCUGGUCUGCACCCGAAGCCGCACACUACUUAGAGCUGUAUAAGUCAUCCGAAAAUUCUCAACCUACAGCUAUUCGCACGCAGCAGGCCCAAUCCUACAAGGAAUCACUAGUCGAGUUUGUGACUACCCCUCGCAGCAUCAAUAAAUCGGACGCUGCGAGCCUAAUGUCCACCUUCGGAAGCCUACAGAACGCAAUUAAUGCGCCGUCAGAGCAGAUAAGCGCGGUCCCUGGAUGGGGGGAAAAGAAGGUCCGGCAAUGGCAUAAUACAGUGAGGGAAGGAUUUCGAGUGGAGUCGAUGAAGAAGGCGAGUGCUCUCAAUAGAGAUAGAAAUCAUCGAUCGGCACAGCUGGAGACUGAGGCGUCCGGCGCCCCUUCAAGGUCAGAUGAGGGUCGGGAGCAUCAAGAUGAAGAGUUUCUGCUUGCGGAGUCGGAGAGCAGCAAGCCCGAAGUACAUAUAGAUACUAUUGAAGAGCAAUGGUCCAAAGAAGGCGCCCAGUCAGAGGCAAUGGACCAAGGCAUCAUGGUAGCACUGGCAAAGCUUCGUGAGACUGGCGGCUGACGGGACGCUGAGGUUGUGAGUUGAUCUAGCAUAUAUCAACCGCCAGAUCAGUGGAUCAAGCCUCUCGGGCCAUCUCGUGUGGGUGAACCUGAACCGAGACGAUAGGCUGAUGGUGAAAGCCGGAAGUUUGCGAGCCAACGCUUCGAGGGCUCCCCUCGAUUAGGCAAGGCAUGUAAGCUACCUAGCAUGUCUGAUGCGACUCUCAAACCAGUUCUAUAGCAAAGUGUAGUAUACACCUCCAACACCCGAUCUGUGAGAGAUGGAAUAGAAAUACGUA
Molecule: messenger RNA, 1401 nt
Organism: Aspergillus japonicus CBS 114.51
Lineage: Eukaryota; Fungi; Ascomycota; Eurotiomycetes; Eurotiales; Aspergillaceae
Product: DNA repair protein RAD10
Exons: 1
Coding region: 126-1124 (332 amino acids)
Biological process (GO): meiotic mismatch repair; nucleotide-excision repair; mitotic recombination
Cellular component (GO): ERCC4-ERCC1 complex; nucleus; nucleotide-excision repair factor 1 complex
Molecular function (GO): damaged DNA binding; single-stranded DNA binding
Source: RefSeq, a predicted model, not a curated record